AGCGGACUUCCCUAUUCCAUCAAUAGACGUCGUUAUAAUUUCCUCAGUGACUAACCGCCGAUAUACUGUAAGUUAUGCCAACGUCAAGGUCAAAGAUGCGCACCAGCGGCAAAGAUGGUGGUGAACGAACUUGUCGGACACGUCGUGCAUGCGACAGAUGCAGACUCAAGAAGGCCAAGUGCGACGGCAGUCCAAAGUGCGAAACUUGUAAGACAAGUGACAGUCCUUGCACUUACUCCAUCAGAAGGAAAAUAGAAGCUAGAAGCUAGUCAGUAAGCCAAAAUCUGCCCAACUAUUGACUGCCAACAUUUAGCUAGUUAUUCUCAAAUGCGAGAAGUGAUGGAUGAAGCACUCCAACGGCUAUACUGGGCGUGCCGGCAGAAAUCCGGGUUUCCAGGAAAGGUUCCAGAUGAACCGGCUGGCGUCGUUACCACAGACGAGAUCCUUAAAGGACUCGGUCUUGUGGAACCGUCACUUAAAAUUGGUCAACACACAUGUACAACUAAGCGACAAGCAAAUGAUAUGGAUACUGCGAAUUCAGACAACCUGUGCGACCAAUUGCGAGCAUCUCCUUCUGAAAGGGACCUCACUCAAAACAAUCCAAUCACAGUCUCACUCUCCUCGUCUGGCGUUUCUCCGUCCAUACCUGAACGAAAUCCUGCCUGUGGUCCUUCCAAUCGGUCACUAUUCCCUUGCGAAGACAAUUUCAAUAUGGAGACGAACACUUACCCGCCAGGCGUGGGCACUUUAACUCAGGCGUCGAUUCAGGACCUUAAUACUCAGCUUUAUACGGCGCAAUCUGAAAACUCUGGUCACUCUAGUGAUAGCGUCACGUUUGCGGACAGGAAUGCGUCACAGUAUACGGGGUCAUACACAGUUACCACCGGGUUAAGAUCAGCCGAUCUUGUCCCCGAGAUGAAGUAUUGUGAUACAGGUCAAGUCGAGCAAAUGGAGAGAGGGGCUUUCACAAACUAUCCGGCACCGGGAGGAAUCAUGCGUGAUAGUUAUUUAGCCCCAUGGCCUGGGUCAUUAGCUGCAGCUUUUCAGUCAGUGGUCCCUGUCGGACCAGCGAGUUAAAGAGGAGCUAGGUGGGACGCAGAAGCGUUCGAUACGAAUGAUUUCAAAGUUACUUUCAAACUUUCUACCGACAACAAAACGACCCAAUUAGAUGAUGUCAGAAUUAAACGAGCAGAACCCUUCUAUAUUUCGACUCAGCCGAGAUCAUGUAGGGUCUCGAGCUCUCGAUUAUAUAGAUCACCCGUCGGACGUGAGUUUCGCAGGGAGCAUUCUAUGAAUGACUAACAAGAUGAGCGGACUCGAGACAAUCGACUCGUCGCGCACUCAUGCGAAGACGCCUUCGUUGACUACAAA
Messenger RNA from Exophiala oligosperma, 1371 nucleotides. RefSeq lists its product as hypothetical. Bases 328 to 1077 code for a protein of 249 amino acids. The transcript has 2 exons. Gene Ontology annotation, molecular function: zinc ion binding; DNA-binding transcription factor activity, RNA polymerase II-specific. NCBI's taxonomy places the organism in Eukaryota, Fungi, Ascomycota, Eurotiomycetes, Chaetothyriales, Herpotrichiellaceae. Gene Ontology annotation, biological process: regulation of DNA-templated transcription. The record is from RefSeq and is a predicted model, not a curated record.